AUGGAGAACACCGAAGUACCCGACCCCAUGAGGCCGGUGGUGGAGUCGGUGGUGGAGUCGGUGGCUGUUAAAGGCGUAGAAACCGAAGAGUCGGCACCUUCUACCGCAGUUCCGAUGGAAGCUCACGCCGGGAGAGGAGUGGUUAAUUCGGUCUCUAAGUGUUGUGAUGCUUGUCAAGGUUUUGACAAGAAGUGUUUCAAUAUGAUGGUCCCGAGCAACGUUGCUUGUUGUGUGGUGUGUGAGGCGCGUAACUACGGCCGUGCGAAUAUUUUACACACCGGUUUCUACGACCCCACGGCCACACUGCGUGUGGGAGUAUGUGUGCCGCCCUGGUUGCGAACAGAGCUGAGUGAAGAGCUGCUCCGGGCGCUUAGACAGCGCAUCCAGUGCGCGGUGCUGGACGUAUUACGGUCGGAAAGGAAUAUCUCAACGACUGACUUUUCAGGCGAGUCCAGUGUCCGGUCAGCAUACUGUUUGGUCAAGAAUCCUCUGUACAAGAAUCCUGGUCACAUCGUCCAAGAGAUCAACACAGCGGGCGACGCAAACACCCUUGGUAACAAGACUCACGACGGAACAGUCGACAAUAUCCCGGGCGGAUUCUCAGGGGGGGAUCCUGAAGCGGCAGUGUACGUGUUGGAUUUAGUGUACACAAGUCCGUUUUGUGACGUGGUGAAAAAACGGAAGGGUCGUAAGCGAUAUAUGAAGGAGCCGCCGUUGAAUUGGUCUAGUCGUCCUUUGAAGCUGACAGUGGCGUUCCAGGCUUUGAACCAUCCCAUCGUAUACCAAGGUCGUUACAAUAAGCUAGCUAGAGAUGUGGCGCAAACUAAAUGGAUCAAUAAUGAGUAUACUUCUAUUGAAGAAUUGUUGGGAGCAAAGGCGAACCAAGUCCACCGUUGCUCAGAAUUUAACCUCAUUGGAUCAGGGAGAGAAGAUGUCGAUGUAAAAAUGCUUGGACAAGGUAGACCUUUUUUGUUAGUGCUCAAGAACUCGAAAAUUCUACCAUCCUGCCGCAAGAUUAAAGAGGAUCCGACGGAGGCGACGAUUAGCCAGGAGGAGGAGGUUAUCCCCUUGAUGGCUGAGUCGUACCGUUUGCGAGAUGGAGACGUUUUGAUACAUGAUUUGCGCUUGAUUUCUGAAGGUUUCAAACAAGUCUCACAAACUACGAAAGCAUUCCAGGAGACAAUCGCAAAGAAGCUCAAGAUGUACUCCGCUCAGAUUACGACGAACAAAGCUGUGGACGUAAAUUCAUUCAAUGAUCAAUUCGACAAGAUUUUGAAUGUUGACACAAUACCAUGUGACCCAUCAUGUUCCAGAGAGUGUGUUCUAAUUUCCAAGAACGCGGACUCCUUAUACAAUAUCCAGUCCAUGCCAUCUGUACCGGCGUUGGAGGUUGAACAGCGGACGCCUUUAAGAGUUGCUCAUCGUCGGGCGGACCUGAUUCGGAAACGGAACAUUUACAGCAUGCGGAUAACGUUGAACAGUUCACCGGUAAUUCACGAUGACUUUUCCCGUAACGUAACGAAUUCCUCUACAACGAUUUCUCCUUCUUGCAAGUAUACAUUGGAGAUCUUAGGUAGCGCCGGACUUUAUAUCAAAGAGUUCGUGCACAGCGAUUUAGGAAGAACUAAACCUUCUCUGGCCGCAUUGUUCAGAGAGACUGAUGUCACAUGCGACAUAACACAAUUAGAUGUACUCAACCUGCUGGCUCUUGACAAUAAAGUUACCCUCGAAGAAGACUCUUAA
Gregarina niphandrodes is the source of this 1743-nucleotide messenger RNA. RefSeq lists its product as hypothetical. The transcript has a single exon. The record is from RefSeq and is a predicted model, not a curated record. Bases 1 to 1743 code for a protein of 580 amino acids. Gene Ontology annotation, molecular function: pseudouridine synthase activity. Gene Ontology annotation, biological process: tRNA pseudouridine synthesis. NCBI's taxonomy places the organism in Eukaryota, Apicomplexa, Conoidasida, Eugregarinorida, Gregarinidae.